This is a messenger RNA of Lycium ferocissimum, 3258 nucleotides long. RefSeq names its product pentatricopeptide repeat-containing protein At1g20230. The transcript has a single exon. Gene Ontology annotation, biological process: RNA modification. NCBI's taxonomy places the organism in Eukaryota, Viridiplantae, Streptophyta, Magnoliopsida, Solanales, Solanaceae. The record is from RefSeq and is a predicted model, not a curated record. Bases 135 to 2402 code for a protein of 755 amino acids. Gene Ontology annotation, molecular function: RNA binding; zinc ion binding; protein binding.
AGAGGAAAGAAGUAGUUAUUUUGUGUUUUAAUCCCAAAACAAAAACAAACAAAAAACCAUAGUACUAGAAGAAAAUAACUAAAGCUGAUAUCAGCCCAGUUCUCUUCUCUAUAUUGAGUAACUCCCUUAACUCCAUGAAUGCAAGGCAAGCUCAAACUCUGCAUUUAUUUGAUAACACCAUUCUAACCCUCAUUACAAAAUCAACCACUCUUUCCCAAACACAACAAAUUCACUCUCAUAUCAUCAAAACUGGCCAUUCCAAUAAUACCCAUAUCACCAACAAACUCUUAUCCCUUUACACCAACUACAAUUCCUUUACAAAUGCAGAAUCUUUACUCAAUUCACUUCCAAACCCAAAUAUCUUCUCUUUUAAACCCCUCAUUCAUGCUUCCUCAAAAUCGAGUCUUUUUAAUUACACACUUGUUUUAUUUUCAAGAUUAUUAUCUGUACACAUUUUACCUGAUGUACAUUUACUUCCUAGUGCUAUUAAAGCUUGUGCUGGAUUAUCAGCAUUUAAAAUUGGGAAACAAGUACAUGGGUAUGGUUUAAUAACUGGGUUAGCGUUAGAUUCGUUUGUUGAAGCUUCUUUAGUUCAUAUGUAUGUGAAAUGUAAUGAUUUGGGAUGUGCACGUAAGGUGUUUGAUAAAAUGCUUGAACCAGAUGUGGUUUCUUGGAGUGCUUUGGUUUCUGGCUAUGCGAAACAAGGGGAUGUUUUAAAUGCUAUAAUGGUGUUUGAUCAAGCUGGGAUGUUGGGUAUUGACCCGAAUUCUGUUUCGUGGAACGGGUUGAUCGCGGGGUUUAAUCAGAGUGGACGUUAUAAAGACGCGGUUUUGAUGUUUCGUAGGAUGAAUUCGGAAGGGUUUAGGAGUGACGGGACGAGUAUUUCGAGUGUUCUUCCUGCAAUAAGUGACUGGGAGGAUAUCAAGAUGGGUGUUCAAGUUCAUUGUCAUGUGAUUAAAAUGGGGUUUGAAUGUGAUGAUUGUAUUAUUAGCGCGUUAAUUGAUAUGUAUGGAAAGUGUAGGUGUACUUCGGAGAUGUCACGAGUCUUUGAAGGAGCAGAGGAAAUGGAUUUGGGUGCUUUUAAUGCUUUGGUAGCUGGGCUCUCGAGGAACGGUCUUGUUGAAGAGGCUUUCAAAGUGUUUAAAAAGUUUAAACGCAAAGUGAAGGAAUUGAAUGUGGUCUCGUGGACUUCGAUGAUUUCUUCCUGCUCGCAGCAUGGGAAAGACCUUGACGCGCUAGAGAUUUUCAGAGAAAUGCAGUUGGCUAUGGUAAAGCCGAACUCUGUAACGAUUUCUUGUUUGCUUCCCGCCUGUGGAAAUAUCGCAGCACUAAUACAUGGAAAGGCAACACAUUGCUUCUCUUUGAGAAAUUGUUUUUCAGAUGAUGUUUAUGUCGGUAGUGCAUUAAUAGAUAUGUACGCCAAUUGUGGAAGAAUUGAUUUCUCUCGCAUUAUUUUUGACAGGAUGCCAGUACGUAAUUUGGUUUGUUGGAAUGCAAUGACUGGCGGAUACGCAAUGCACGGAAAGGCUAAGGAGGCUAUUGAAAUCUUUGACUUAAUACAAAGAAGUGGACAGAAACCUGAUUAUAUUAGUUUCACGAGUGUAUUAUCUGCAUGCAGCCAAGCAGGCCUUACAGAACAAGGGCAACAUUACUUCGAUUCUAUGUCUAGAGUUCAUGGACUUGAGGCCAGAGUGGAGCACUAUGCUUGUAUGGUGAGCCUUCUUGGUCGUGCCGGAAAGCUCAAAGAAGCCUAUAACAUGAUUUCCACAAUGCCAAUUGAACCAGAUGGAUGUGUCUGGGGUGCUUUACUAAGUUCUUGUAGAACACAUCGUAAUUUGAGUUUGGGCGAGAUUGCUGCUAAUAAACUCUUUGAGCUAGAACCUAAGAAUCCUGGAAACUACAUUCUAUUAUCCAAUAUUUAUGCUUCUAACAACAGAUGGAAUGAAGUAGACAGGGUGAGGGACAUGAUGAAAAAUAUGGGCUUGAGUAAAAAUCCUGGAUGUAGUUGGAUUGAAAUUAAAAACAAAGUGCACAUGCUAUUAGCAGGAGAUGAAUUACAUCCACAAAUGCCACAGAUUAUGGAAAAGUUGCGAAAAUUGAGCAUGGACAUGAAGAAUUCAGGUGUUUCACAUGAUACGGAAUUUGUUUUGCAAGAUGUUGAAGAACAGGACAAGGAGUUGAUCUUGUGUGGACAUAGUGAGAAGUUGGCGGUAGUUUUAGGAAUUUUGAACACUAAUCCAGGGACUCCUCUAAGAGUCAUAAAGAACCUUAGAAUUUGUGGGGACUGUCAUGUCUUUAUCAAAUUUACCUCCAGCUUUGAAGGGAGAGAAAUAUAUGUUAGAGACGCAAACCGUUUUCAUCACUUCUAUGAAGGUGUGUGCUCAUGUGGAGAUUAUUGGUGAUCGAGAUUUGUAAUUUUUUGAGAAGUUCUUCGAGCAUUGAGAGUACUCGGAAGCAAGACGUUAGUGAAUCAAGACCUGGGGAGGAUGCAACAGGACCAGUUGCAUUUAUACAAAACUGGAGCUGAGCAGCCAGGUUUAACCCCGGUGUCUGAAUUUAGCGAUCCAUGCAGUUGUAAUCAGCUUGACUUUCAUACUUGUUCAAAUCUAAUCUCUGAUGCCUAAUGCACUCUUUGUUCAUUGCAAAUGAAGAACCUUGAUUCGUUAAUUGAGAGAGUUGAAAAACCUUGGAAUCUAUGGGAGCUGCCAUGCCUUUCUCAAAUUCAGUUCCAGCUAAAAAGGACACAGAUUUUUGUUAGAGACAACCAUUUUCAUCACUUUCUCGAUAACAUGUGUUUACGGGGAUUCUUUGGUGAUUCAGUUUUGUAAAUUAGUGAAAAAGGUUCUUUGAGCUUUGACAGCACCUGGAAGCUGGAUCAGUGAAUCCAAAAUGUGGGGUGGAUGCAACAGCACUGUUGCUUUUAUGAGAAAUUGGAACUCAGCGUCUUAUUCCUAACUUCCAAGCACUUCUAAUCACCCAACUUAUUUUUCUAGACAAGAACUUAUGCAAUUUUUUUAUAAUAUUCAUAGCACUUGUAGUCAGCCAUUUUUCAUACUUAUCAAAACAAGAAAUCUUUUUGUUCAACCUCUGAUGCCUAAAGCUGUCUUUAGUUUCCCUUUAGUUAACAACCUUGAUUCUUUCCAACUGUUUAUUGAGAAAGUUGAUAGCUUAAAUAUGGGGAUUAAAAACUUUUUGAGUUUGAGCUUCAUUUAUUAGUGUAAUGCGCACAAGACAAGACAUGGAGUUGAAAGUUAAAUU